CAUCAGGAAAAUUCCGACUGCAUGAGGAAAAUAGUAAGGUAUGUAGUAAGGGAACCGGUAGAGCAGGAGACAUCACUCCAACACAUGCGCCAGCUGUCGAAUGGGAAAACUUCAAAGGGGGAAGACAGGUGCGUAGCGGAGCGUACUAUAAGCUAGUUGUAAUGGCCAGAAGGGGUGACGGCCAGAGGUAGAAAUAAGGCAGCAGUGAUGCUACAAAAUUCUCGUAAUGCUGCUUGUGUUUGUCUACUCCUGUUUUCGUAACGGCUGACGAUGGAUACAGCCAUAUUUCUUGUAUUUUAUUUAAAGAAUCUAUGUUUUAUUUAUUCGCGUGGAAAAGAGUUAUCGAUUUGAGCAACUGAGGUUAUUAUUAUCGUUCAUUUUUAUGUGGAUAGUUUGAUAAUAGCGAGGCCACUUACAACGACGGCCCAAACAACGGCGCACGACCAACAGAGUGCCACAUGACAACAGCCUCGCCAACGCACGACAAUGCAACACAGCGAUGUCAACAACCACCAAGUCUAGGGAAACUGUCGCAACCACCCGACCAAAUGUUCCGCAUACCUGUCGAAGUCAAUGGCCGUCCAGCUAUCGCUCUCGUCGACACCAGAGCGAACCAGGUGUUUACACACCCAUCGCUAGUGCCUCCUGGCACCCUCCACCCACACCAUAGCGAUCUUCGACUGGCGACCACCACCCAUGCCAGCCAGAUGUUGGGAUACGCGGAUAUCAAGGUGAGCCUAAGGGAAUUGACUACUAAAGUGACUGCUGUCGUCAUAGAUUUGGGAGAGGAACUUGUGCUGGGGCAACCCUGGCUGGCUGAGCAUGAUGCCGUGCUGGAGAUGGGCCCUGCCAAAAUCAAUUUAGUACGAACCGAGAGGUUCGCGGUGUACGCAGUGGGCCGAGCAACCAUGCCGACAGGCACGACCGUGACCCUCAAUGACCUACGUCACAACGUACCCCCAAAAUUCAAUGACACAAUUAACAAAAUCCUCCACGAAUGGGAGGUUUUCACCACCACCGAGCUCUUAUGGCGCACAACAGUAGCGGAACACUCCAUAUCAACCACCACAGACCAACCUAUUUAUGAGGCACCAUGAGGUUAUGGUUUCAAAGAGCAGCGAAUCAUACACGAACAGGUCACAGAGAUGUUGCACAGUGGAGUAAUCGAACCUUCAAAUAGUCCGUACAAUGUGUGCAUUGUACAGGCCUCAAAAAAGGUGGCACAUUGCAUUUCUGUAUGGAUUUUCGCCCGCUCAAUGCCGUAACAGUUAGCUCACCACCCCCGCAGAUUAGCGUAGAGACAGCCGUGGCCGACCUCGGGAGAGCCCGUGUAUUCAGCACACUCGACCUAAAGUCGGGAUACUGGCCAGUACCAAUCAAACCCCAGGAUAGGGAGAAAACAGCUUUCACGGUCCCGGACGGCAGGCGAUUUCAGUAUCGCACCAUGCCCUUCAGCCUAAAAUGUGCACCGGCAACAUUCCAGGCCAUGAUGAUGAGAGUUUUGAAGGGGUACUUAGGCCAGUUCGCCCUCGCUUACCUAGACGACGUAAUCGUCUUCUCCGAGACAUGGGAAGACCACUGCCGAUACCUCGCGCUCGUACUCGACAGUUUCGCCACACACCACCUAACAGUUAAUCCGGCGAAGUGCCACCUGGGCACAGAGGAAGUCGAGUUCCUAGGGCACCUCGUCAAUGCAGAGGGGAACCAACACCAGGCAGGCCACCUGCAAAUAUCGCGACCGCCGAAGCCCCACAUAUGAGGAAACAACUACAACGAUUCAUUGGGCUAAUUAACUGGUUUAGAGUAUACAUAAUCAAUUUCUCCCAAAUAAUUGUACCGCUCACAGAUCUGCUGUCCCCGCAAAAAUGCUACCAAUGGAACACCGAAGCCCAACGGGCAUUCGAAGAGGUGAAGAGAAUGUUCACUAGGUGUCACAUGCUGGCACGCAUUGACCCCGAAUGCCCUCUAAUUAUUCAGAAGGAUGCCAGCGCCCUAGGGGUAGAAGCCAUACUUUUCCAAGUAGACGACCUCGGAGAGAAGCGUGUCGUAGAGUACACCAGCGCGAAGUUCGGGCCAGCAGAACGCAAGUACCAUAGCAUGUAUAUGGGAUCACGCCCUCAGGAUGUCUGGUACAAUAUUAAACAAUAAUUAAACUAAAAUAGUGCAGAUGUUCUUGCUCGUCGGGAAACUCUGUAAAAAUCCGCGAAUAUCACGAAUUAUGGAAUCCACCGCCCAUACCAUAAUAUAUAUCACAAAUCAAAGAGUAAAAACCAAUCUUCAAUUAUUCCGAUGAAUACACAAAUACAGAACCACCACUAAAAACAUAAUUGUAACUCACUGAACAUCCCGAAACACAAACCAUUCCAUUAAGAUAGGUAAUUACGUGGUAACAAAAUCAGUCACCACACGCUCAUAUAUGAACAUGUUUUGCUAAUAAUAUGCAAUAAUUGUUUAGAAUGAAAUCCAAAUUACUUACCCCAUUUAGCUAUGCGUAGUUUACAACCAAUAUAUUCACUGAUACGCACUCCCGAAAAAAAAUAUUUUCAAUUUACUACCCUGUUGAACCAGGAAACAAUAUAUGUCAGAUAAUCCAUUACUUUAAAUAUUCCAGUGUCAUUCUACUAAAACAUCCGUGCCAAGUAUAGAAAGCAUAUACAAAGUAAGUACUUUUUUUUCUUCAUAUUUUUAGAAUCUUUUAUGCUGAAGCUGUACUUGGGAAUUAUUACCUUUACUUUCAACACUACCCACCAAAGCAUACCCUCUAAUAAAAUUUUAACAUAAUCGAUGGAAAUGUGGCAUACAACAUAUAAAAAUACUCACUUAAGCUACUGCUAACUCAGUAAGAUUUUUCCCUGUCACAGCAAUUAUUUUCACCUAAUUGAGAUAAUGAGGUACGAUUUUUAGCUAAUGGCGGUCAGUGUCAAUUAUUCACUCAGUUAACAAGAGAGUUGCUUAUGUCACAUUUACAGAUAACCACGCCAAACUUUUAUUUGUAAGGAUGACAUCAUCAAGGUGGGUUUACAAAAAAAAAUUAUAAAUUUAACCUGGACACCAAUGAGUACACGUUUAAGUAACACCAUGAAUAACCAUUGCCUACGUUAUUAUUCAAGGCCGGGAAGGAGAGGGGGUUUUCAGCUCCGAAAUCCGUGCCGCUGCGUUUCACGCAAUGGCCGCUAGAUGUCUCUCUCAUGUGCAGUAAAAGCGGCAAUUCAACACGGAGUUGUAUGCGCAGUGUGGUCGAUUUGUAAUGUAUUACGAGUGUUCGGUAUACUGUGUAUGUUAUUUUGCAUUAAAAAUGUGUUUUUUAAAAAUUAUAUUAGGUGUUGAAAAUGUGUAAGUAACAAAAUUAUGUAUGUAGGACAUUGUAAAUAUGAUAUAAUUAUUCAGAAACUUGUAGGGCGAUUGUACAAUAUUCAAAUAUAAUUUCACAUGUGUGUUAAUUCCCGCCAUUCGAAAUGGUUUACUGUUGCGUGCCAAACUGCACGUCUGAGUCUUCAAAAUGUGAUAAAACAGUGACUUUCCAUACAUUUCCUAUACAGACUGAACUAAAGGAUAGGUGGCGAACAGCGAUUUCAAGGCAGGGUAAAACAGCUGGAUCUCUCUGGUCUCCGUCUUCGAGUUCACGAGUUUGUAGUUUACACUUCAGGACAUCUGAUUUCAGCAUAAGUACAACAAGAAAAAGAUUACUUCCAAAUGUGGUCCCUACAUUGUUCCAAGGGUAUCCUCUGCACAAACAGAGCAAAUUACCGAAACGAAGUCCAGCUUCUAGAUCCGAUGUAAGCCCGCAAAUUAAACGAAAAAAAGUGUGUAUACAAAAUGAAAACAAGGAGCUUGCAUUCUUGUCUGAAGAUAAGAUUGAAGUCAAAGAAGUAGGAAUUCAAGUAUCAUCGUUUUUUCCAUGCAGACCUAAACUCACAGCCAUAAAACACAAGUACAAACUCGUCAAACAGUCUAAUGGCCGACUCAUUCAAACUGUCAGUAGAUUGAGGAAACAAAUUAAGGAACUGAAAAAAGAAAAUAACGGCAAAAAUAAUAAACACCUGGAGAAAAUUGAAAAAAUAGAAAAAGAUGGAAAAAAUGGAAACUUAAAAGCACUAUUCUUGUUAGAGCAAAUUGAUAGCUAUGGAAAACAGCAUGUUGUUUAUGGUGAAACAACUCUCAAAAUUUGUGUACUUUGGCACAGGAAAGCAGCAGCUGGGUAUCGUUUCAUAAGAUCAAUGAACUGUUUGAAACUUCCUCAUGAAAAAACGUUGAGGGGUUAUAUUGGAUGUGCGAGUGGUGAAACUGGUAUAACUUCAGUAAUUAAAGAACGCCUUAUUUAUGAGGUCAGCAAUUUGAAUCACUCAGAAGAAAAGUUAGGUUCGCUGAUAUUAGAUGAGAUGGCGAUCAAGGCAAAAGUAAGUUAUGAUCGCAACCUUGACCAGUUCCUUGGAUAUUCAGAGGCAGAAAUUGAGGAGAUGGGUGUAAGUGAUAAAAUAGCCAACAGACUAUUGUGCUUCAUGUUUCGCGGCCUCUCCACUCCCAUCCGAAUUCCCGUCGCGUUUUAUUUUACUCGUCAAUUAACAGGACCUCAGCUGUGUAAAUUAACCAAAAAGGUGAUCGAAGAAGUAGAAGAAACAGGUUUUGAAAUUCUGCGAAUAGUUACUGAUAACUCUUCGGUAAAUGUUAGCAUGAUGAAGGAGGUGUGUGGCGGCCAAUUACUACCUGAAAUACAACACCCAAAUGAUGAAAACAGAGUAAUCUUUUUGAGUUUUGACUCGAGCCACAUUUUGAAAAAUAUUCGCACUCAGUUUCUUCAGAAGAAUUUUUUCUACAGGGGUAUAAUGAUCUCAAGCAAGCCCUUGAAAAAAUUGUACGAUGCACAGAAGCACUGUACAGUGAAACCUGUUCGAUGUCUGAACAGAAAAGUUGUUUACCCUUCGAACAUCGAAAAAAUGAAUGUGCAACGAGCCAAGUAUGUUUUUUCCCUUCCUCUGACAGCUGCAUUGAAGACUCUUCCUACAAUAGCACCUGAGUUAGUCGAAAACCACGAAAGCCUUGCUGAAACCAUACGGUUUUUGGAAUAUGUCAGAAAAUGGCACGAUAUUCACGAUGUUUGUAACACAAAGCAGGCAUAUAUGUCAAGAAACACCGACAAACUAGUGUUCACAGAACUUGACGAUGACAGACUGUCUUGGUUGCUAGAUACAUUCCUGCCUUACAUGGAAAAUAUCCAAAAGUCGAGCAGCAAACAAAAUAAACUAAGUGAAGAGACAUACGAAGCUCUAGUCGUGACAACUCAGGCAACUGUAAAAUGUAUACAACAUUUAAUAUCAGUUGGAUUUCAUUUCGUUUUAAGCAGGAACCUGAGCAGCGAUGACAUCGAACUUCUCUUCAGUCACUUGCGAAGAAAAGGUGGUUUCAACGAUAUGAUGGACGCAAGAGCAUGCAUGUAUGCAAUCGACACAACGCUAAAAACGGGUUUAAUAAAUCCUUCAGCUACAUCAAAUGUAGAAAGACAAACUUUCAAGACAUUGGAUGCAAUUGCACAUCACAAACGAAUAAGUGAGCUGAACACAGUAAUUUGUGAUGUUCCAGUUGAAGCAACAGGAAUUCUUGACGAAAAUCUUGAAGAAACUCCAGUAACGCUGCAAAUCGCGUCCUUAGCUAUGAUUGCUGGGUACUUGGUACGGGUUGCAGAAGAAAAUUUUAACUGUGCCUAUUGCCUAGAACAAAUAUCAACUCCCGAUUGUGACAGCCCGUUGCUCCGAUUGAUUAAAAUGCAAGAUCGCGGUGGUCUGUGGUACCCAUCUAGAAAAUUCGUUUUUUUCCUGAGCAAGAUACUAAAAUUUACUUGUGUCACUCUUAAACACUUAGGACGUAAACAGCUCAUCAAGAAGCUUAAAGUGUUUCUAGUGCCAAAGUUUCUUCAAUAUUUUAAGUGUUCACUGUGCAGUCAAGAAAAGCUUGCAAAUACCAUAAUAACCAAAUUUCUGAAGCCUAUUUUGGACAACGAAGCACGUUCGGUGACAGACAAAAUUGACAAACCAUCAAAAAUAUACAGAAAACUAUUGAGCCGCAAAAUUUUAAAACUGUAAGCGUAGUUCCAGGUGAGUAGCAAUUAACACUUUAUUUGGUGUUACAACUGUUACAUUCAUUUUGUUUACGACUGCUUUAUCUUUUAGAAGUAUUUGAACAUAGGGCUUCAUUGUAUUUAUCAUAACAGUUAGUUCUAAACACCAAUUUCAUGAGUUAUAGGACCAACGGUAAUUUAAACAGAUGUUUCGCGCGGUUCCGUGUACUGCACAUGAGAGAGCUACCUAGCGGCGAUCUCUGGAACUGAAUCGUCUCGCGUUUUACAUCCUCUCCUUCCCGGCCUUGAAUAAUAACGUAGGCAACGGAAUAACACCAGUUUAUAAUUGAAUUAGUCAUUGUUAAUUACAGCCAAUGAAAACGGGCGACAAUGCAGCCAUGUUAUUUAACCUGAAUUAUUGUAAUAGUAGGUAUCGUGUGUAUUUUGAAGAGCAUUUUGGUUUAUUAUUAGAAUCACAAAUAUUUUAACUUUCAGUAUCAUUUCCUGUAAUGCUAAUAUUAUCGAUUACAUCAUAAAAUGGCUUUACAGUUAAAGAAUAUUUCAAACAUUUUUUUCCUAGCCUAAAUUAUUCUAAGUGUGUAAGGGAAGGGUCCAAGUUAGGGGAGGACCUAAGUGUGUCUCAGGCCGAAGCCUAUAACCUCUACCAUGCGAGUUCUUAACCAUGCAGGACAAGGGCGCGUGCAUCAUGUGCUAAUUGGGGUUUACUGGCCAGCCAUGGCCGCGAUUGGCGCCAUGGCUGACACCCCAUUGAACGUCUAGCUUAAAAGCUAACUAAUGUGACCCACGUAGAAACCUUCAUAGACACAGGGAAAACCCUGGGCCGGGUCAUGCAUUAAGCAAGCAGGUAACUACUGGACAAGAGGGAAGAGGGUCCAGGUAAGAAGAGUUGAGCGGGGCUGAAAAAUCAACCAUGCAGGGGUUGGGUGCUUGGGCCUUGCGGCCCGCAUUUAAUUGUUGGGUACUUCUGGGUUAUUAUUAGCCAGGGGCGCAUGCGCCCCCAGGGGCGGGCGACUUCACUCGUCAGCCCAGCCUAGCUGCCAAGGCAUCCACAGCAGUGAAGAAAGAUGGCCGAGAGCACAAGUGCUCUCGACGGUGGGCAGACGAGCCAGUAGACCGGCUCGAACUGCGGGUGCACGGGGCGCAAGGCAGCCUGGUGUUGUGCCAUCUUCAUCUUCCUUCUUUAAGUCGACAGCAGUGCACCUUUCAAGCCAGGGUGGGGGAGGGUCACAACCUCGCUGCCCAAAAUCCCCGAGACGGUUGAAGGUCGCGCCGCUCGAGGCUACUACUGCCACACCAUACAGUAGCCCCAGCUAAAGGUCCAUGAAGUCUUCCUACGGAGUUCCGAUGCGUUUCAGUUCCGUUGCGCGCACAGCAGUUCACAGCUCCGCAAGUUCCAGUCCACAGUUCGUCUACACUUCGCAUCCAGGGCAUAUCGAGCUCCCCUGCGGUGCCUUCGCCGACGAAACUGCUUCCUGCCAUGCGCCGAGCAGCAUACAGGCUACCUUCCACCCCGAUAGCCAUAAUAACAAAUCCACCAGGCCGGCCAGUGGUCCGCGGCAUGUUAUUGGUUAUUCACAGUCACUCC
Messenger RNA from Bacillus rossius redtenbacheri, 7658 nucleotides. RefSeq lists its product as uncharacterized. The transcript has 2 exons. The record is from RefSeq and is a predicted model, not a curated record. The coding region runs from base 3456 to 6077 and encodes 873 amino acids. Lineage: Eukaryota; Metazoa; Arthropoda; Insecta; Phasmatodea; Bacillidae.